Messenger RNA from Papaver somniferum (opium poppy), 1240 nucleotides. RefSeq names its product S-protein homolog 29-like. The record is from RefSeq and is a predicted model, not a curated record. The transcript has 2 exons. The coding region runs from base 25 to 396 and encodes 123 amino acids. Lineage: Eukaryota; Viridiplantae; Streptophyta; Magnoliopsida; Ranunculales; Papaveraceae.
CAUUAGACUCAUUCAGAAUCGAGUAUGGGUACUGCAAACCAUGUCAAUGCCGUAAGUCUGUUGUUUAUGCUAUUAUUUCCGUUACUGGUUCCCAAGUGUUCAUCAUUUACAUGGUUCCAUUAUGAUAUUGUGCGGGUGAAUGUAUGCAAUGAUAUAGAUGGUUCGUUGGAUAUGCAAUGCAGGUCUAAUGAUGACGAUCUACGUCAACGUACGCUCCAUAAAGGUACAGUUACUGUUUACAAAGGAAAUGGAUGGUACGACAAAUUCCAUAAAAAAUGCGCAAAUCAUUGUUGGUGGUCUAUUCGUCCAGAUGGAUUUUAUCUGCAGCGUGCUGAUAGGCAUGGUCAGUGGGAGAGAAGAGGUACUUGGCAUCAUCCGAUUGAUAAUAUCAUAUAAAUGUUUUUUGGUCAGUGGGAGAGAAGAGGUACUGUGCAAAUGGUUGAUUUUUGGUCAUUAAAUUUUCCGUUGAUGAGGUAACCUGCAAGUGCAGCCCAAAAAAAAUUAAUUUACAUAAGAAUCCCUCAACGGCAUCAAAGAUUAUACUUUUAAAAGGAAAAAGCUAUAUCAUAUGUCGACAUAAAAACAAGAUUAAUGUCUUCCACACCUGUGUGUUUAAUAUCUUUCAGACUUUCAUGUUUGUAUAUAUAUAUAAAAAGGGGUCAUAAGGCCUUGACAUAUAUAUACAACACAUUCGUCUUCAAAAAUGGGAACUGGGAACAAUGGCAAUAUGAGUCUGUUGUUUUUUAUUGAUUUCGGUUCCAAUUUCCAAAGGUUCAUUGAAAUAUUUCGAUCCUGUGACGGUGCAUGUAGAGAACAAUAUCGAAGGUGAGAGGAGUUAAGUUGGAUAUCCACUGCAGGUCAAGGGAUGAUGAUCUCGGUCAACGUACGCUUGGUCAAGGUGAGGAAUGGCAUUGGCAAUUUCGUGUUGUUCCAACUCGUACGUAUUUCUGGUGUGAUCUUCGUUGGUACGACAAAAAGGAUCAGCGUUGGUACUCAGGCAACUUUGAUGUUUACCAUGCAAGUGGAAUAAUAAACAAAUACGUAUGGUUGUGUGCGCUAAAUUGCGAGUGGUCUUAUCGUCGGGAUGGAGCUCAUCUUUAUCGUAUUCAUGAAAAGAAGUGGCAGAGAAGAGCUAUUUGGCAUUGAUUGAUAUUUUUCUCUUACUUGCUAGCUAAUAUUUAGUUAGUCUCAAUGAAUAAAAUAAAAAUUAUGAUUAUGGAUAUGAAAAUCGUUCCGUUUA